AGGCAAAGAGGGUUGCUCAACGCCCCGCUUCAUUGGAAAACAAAAUCCGAUCUGGGACCUAUAUAACGUGGCGGAGGCGGAGCGAUAAUUGUCGCGCUCGCACCCACUGCAGCUGCGCACAGUCGCAUUUCCGUCCCCGCCUCUGAGACCCUGCAGCACCAUCUGUCAUGGCGGCUGGGCUGUUUGGUUUGAGCGCUCGCCGUCUUUUGGCGACAGCGGCGACGCGAGGGCUCCCGGCCGCCCGCGUCCGCUGGGAAUCUAGCUUCUCCAGGACUGUGGUAGCCCCAUCCGCUGUGGCGGGAAAGCGGCCCCCGGAACCGACCACACAGUGGCAAGAGGACCAAGAACCCGAGGACGAAAACUUGUAUGAGAAGAACCCAGACUGCCAUGGUUAUGACAAGGACCCCGUUUUGGACGUCUGGAACAUGCGACUUAUCUUCUUCUUUGGCGUCUCCAUCAUCCUGGUCCUUGGCAGCACCUUUGUGGCCUAUCUGCCUGACUACAGGUGCAUGGGGUGUCCAAGAGCGUGGGAUGGGAUGAAAGAGUGGUCCCGCCGCGAAGCUGAGAGGCUUGUGAAAUACCGAGAGGCCAAUGGCCUUCCCAUCAUGGAAUCCAACUGCUUCGACCCGAGCAAGAUCCAGCUGCCAGAGGAUGAGUGACCAGUUGCUAAGUGGGGCUCAAGAAGCACCACCUUCCCCACCCCCUGCCUGCCAUUCUGACCUCUUCUCAGAGUACCUAAUUAAAGGGGCUAAAAGUCUGA
Molecule: messenger RNA, 760 nt
Organism: Symphalangus syndactylus (siamang)
Lineage: Eukaryota; Metazoa; Chordata; Mammalia; Primates; Hylobatidae
Gene: NDUFB11
Product: NADH:ubiquinone oxidoreductase subunit B11
Cellular component (GO): respiratory chain complex I
Source: RefSeq, a predicted model, not a curated record